AGAUGCCGCUGCAGGACAACGCAGGGAAAGCAAAUGGCGGCUCCUACGGAAUGAUUUUCGGCACAGAAAGUUAAGGCUCAGCAGAUACUCCCAAUCCACAAACUCUCCCGGAACAAAGAUACGCAAAAAGUGGGGGCGUAGUGAGCUCUCUUCGCCUCGGGUACUUACAAUCCAGUAACGGUUGUAAGUCCAGUUUCUCCGGACAGGCGCGAGCGGGAAACGAAGCCACUCAGAGAAAGGCCUUUGGCUGGGAGCCGAGAGUCUCCUUCCGAAUUCCUUUGCUCUUCCCGGCACUUGGCAAAGCGAUCCGCUGAUUAUCGGUGAAAUGGCUGAGGACGGGCAACGCGAAAUCUCGCCAGGAACCGCAGCUCCGAACGCCAGAUUCUGCAACUCCGCAGCUCAGGCGGCCUCCGUCCGUUACAGCAGACCUGAAAUUCCCAGCCGGGGAGUAAGCAGGGAGCCUGCGAUCCGGCGCUUUGAAGUUUUCCCCGGAGCAGAGUCGAGGCAGCGAGGAGGAGCGACGGGAGGUGGGGGGCCUGACACUGUGGACUCAGUGUUGUCUAGCAGAGAAUCCUUGGGGAAGCGGCCCAACAGCAUGCUUUCAUUUCCAAGGAUUGAGCCCAAGGAGAUGGAGAAAAAACUGCCUAUGGUGACCACUGUAGAAGGUGGACAGAAUGGACAAAGGAAGAAGUUAAAAGACCAGUCAGACAAAGAAGGUGUCCGAGAGAUCUUAUCACCCAAGGUAAUUCAAUAUAGACAAGCUAUCUCCCCCGCCAAAGCAAGAAAUGUCAGUUUCCCGCACAAAUUGGAGCAGAAUGGGAGUGGUGGGAAGAAUAUGAACGUUGAAAGGUUACGAUCUCUGGGUGGUCUGAAAAAUGACAAUGAAAUGAAGCCUAAAAUUUCUCCAGCCACUUCUUGCCAGGAUCAUAAUAGGGCAGGACAGGAAAUGUGUUAUGUAUGCUUGCAACGAGCACAGCGGAAUUUCCCGUUGUACUACGGUGAGGAGAGGAAGAGGAGAGAGGUGGAAGAUGAGCGACUCCUACAGCAGUAUCAGAUGAUGAAAGAUCAAGAGGCUGUCUUCAAAGAGCAGAUGCAAAGUCUGGCUAGUAGAGAACAGAAUAAAAAAAAUGCUGCCUAUAACCUUGGAGUUGCUGAAGCCAUAAGAAUCCACAAGAAUGAGAAACCUGAAUUUCAUAAAUCCUUCUUUUUUGAUAAACGGCCACUCAGUCCUGAGAUUAAUGCUUUUAAGCAAGAGAAACAUUACCAAAGUCUCCUGAAACAAAUAGGUCACAGACGGGAAAAGGACAUAAAGCAAAGACAAAACAGCGAGUUGAUGGACCGCCUGGAACAAAUGCAGCUGACAGAGGAACUUGCUGCGCAAAGGGCCAAAUAUAUAAAAGAUAAGAUGGAAGAAACACAGCGUUACAAGAGAGCUUUGGAUGCACAGAUAAAGAACAAACACCCCCAGCUGCCCAUGUUUGAGCCAGACUCUUCUGGGGCUAUCUUUGCUAAGGAGGAGGGUGAGCUGAUGGUGGAAAAUCGAAAGAGAGAACAGAAUUACAGGAAGGACCAGAUGGAGGCAGCUGCUAACCACAAGAGGACAGCCAUGUUGCACCAGCUGGAGGACCAAAAGUGGGAUUUGAUGAUGCUUCAGAGGACACACAAAGAGCACUUGGCAGAAAGAAAGGCUGAGCAAGAGCGAGUGAGCAGAAUCUACCAAAACUUACAGGAUGACUGGGAAAGGAGUGCUGCCAUGAAGAAGCAGCGGGACCUGGAGGAGAAGGCUUUCGAGCGGGCCUCCAACAAGCUCUUCCUCCUGGACCAGUGUGAGAAGUAUCAGCGGUGCAAGCAGUGCCAGAGGCGACCCUCCAACGUGGGCAAGAGCAACCUGUUUCCCCUGAACAAGCACAUGCAUGGCUCCCUGCUGUUUGUAUAAAACCCAACAUCUGGGCCUGCUUUUUUAAACGUGCAGGGGUGAUGGUGAAACUACAUAUUUGUACUUUAGAGAAGAAAAAAUUACUGUGCCAUUUUGGUGCUUUCAGGGGUAGAGGGAAUUCCUAUAGACAGGUUCUCCCCACCUGUCCUCCUCCCGUCCUGCCCCAGACAACUCUGCCUCAGUCAGGCCUGGGAGGCGCACCCAGCUUCAUUCUGGCUGAGGGGGUGUUGCUGACCCAGCCCUGCCACUCCCUCUGUGACUUUGUCUAAGAAACUUCAUCUUUUCCUCACCUAUAAUGAAGUGUCGUAAUAAAUACUUUCUAUGUGU
Messenger RNA from Mesoplodon densirostris (Blainville's beaked whale), 2263 nucleotides. It is a transcript of the gene CCDC81, whose product is annotated as coiled-coil domain containing 81. The record is from RefSeq and is a predicted model, not a curated record. Gene Ontology annotation, cellular component: centrosome. Lineage: Eukaryota; Metazoa; Chordata; Mammalia; Artiodactyla; Ziphiidae. Bases 326 to 1936 code for a protein of 536 amino acids. The transcript is spliced from 12 exons.